UCCUGCCAAAGCUUUUUGAAUAAAGCCACUGACCCAAGUACUCCCGAGGAGAACUGGGAAUGCAUCCAGCGGUUCUGUGACCAGGUGAACGCGGGUACUGAAGGCCCAUCGCUCGCGCCGAGGCUGCUGGCACACAAAAUACAGUCCCCGCAGGAGACGGAAGCUCUCCACGCUCUCACAGUGCUGGAGACCUGUGUGAAUAACUGCGGUGAAGGAUUUCACCACGAAAUAGCGAAGUUCAGGUUUCUGAAUGAGCUGAUUAAAGUGCUUUCCCCGAAGUACUAUGGAACCUGGUCUUCAGAAAAAGUCAAGUCGAGAGUCACAGAAGUAAUAUUCAGUUGGACAGUCUGGUUUCCUCAGGAAGUUAAAAUCCGGGAUGUGUAUCAGAUGCUGAAGAAACAAGGGAUUGUAAAAGAAGACCCCAAAGUGCCAGAAGACAAAAUUUUACCUCCCCCUUCCCCCAGACCUCAGAAUUCUAUUUUUGACACAGAUGAAGAGAAAUCCAAGCUCUUGGCAAGGCUUUUGAAGAGCCACCACCCCGAGGACCUGCAGGCUGCCAACCGGCUGAUCAAGAGCAUGAUUAAGGAGGAACAAGAAAAGUCAGCUAAGGUGUCCAGAAGAGCAACCACCAUCAGUGAGGUUUCUGAGAAUGUUAAACGUAUGGACGAAUUACUGGAAAACUACAAGAGACAAGAAUUAUCCGGAUCUGACCAGGAGACACUCCAGACGCUGUUCCAACGCUGUGAGAAGCUCAGGCCACUGCUCUUUCGCCUUGCCAGUGAGACAGUUGAUGACGAUGAGGCUCUAGCGGAGGUUCUGCAGGCCAGUGAGCAGCUCUCGCAGGCGCUCGGGCAGUGCCGGCAGGCUGUGGCCGCCCACGGUCACGGCGGUGGAGGAGGUUCAGCCAUCAGCUCCACUGAGGCACCAGCGUGCCGGCCAGCCCCAAGGCGCGUGAAGAGCUACACACUGAUUGACUUCUCCGAGCUGGAGGCGACAUCCCACUCUCCUACAGACCAGUCUGCGAACGAAACCACCGCCUCCCGGCACGGCAGCACGACCUCCGCCUGCCUGCUGGACGAGGAGCUGGAGUCAUUGGGUCUCAGCAACUCUCCUGUUGUACAGAAACCACCACCUGAUUUUGGCUUAGCAGAGACUGCUGUGCACAACGGAUACGGUGAAAUCGUAGGUGCUGUCCAAGGGCUGGGGCUGCAGGAGCGCUGGGGAGACGGCUCUUCGGAGAAGAAUGGAUUUCAGGGCCUGGUUGAUCAGCUCUCUCCACCGUCUGGGACCAAGACACUGUCUUUGGAUUUGUCACCAAUGAAAUUGCCCUUUCCAGACCUUCCAGAUAGCUCAGUGGCAGAUACCUCACUCUCCAGCCUAGGCUACGAGCUGAAGCCUGCUGCUGCUUUGCAUCCAGCUUCCCAUGAUGCUUCUCUAGAAAACCUUUUUGUCCCUUUAAUUUCAAUUACACCGAGCAGUAUCUGUCCUCUUACUGUGUACGACAGGAAUGGAUUCAAGGCUAUGCUCCACUUCUCCAGAGACCCGGCUCCUGGCCGACCAGACGUGCUGGUGAUGGUUCUUUCCAUGCUGAGCACAUCAGCUCAAGCAAUUAAGGACAUAGUGUUCCAGGCAGCAGUCCCAAAGACCAUGAAAAUAAAGUUACAGCCAGCAUCUGGUUCUGAGCUUCCUGCCUUCAGCCCUCUUCUCCCGCCCGCCGUGGUGUCCCAGGUCCUGCUGCUCGCCAAUCCGCACAAGGAUCCCAUCCGACUGAGAUACAAACUGGUGUUCACACAGGGCGUGCAGCCCUUCAGCGAGGUGGGGGAGGUGACCGGCUUCCCCGCAGCAGAGCUCUGGGAAAAAAACAGGCGUGGACGUGUCCGUAUUGCCCGAGCGGUGGAUGGGGACGGACUGUGCGCCGGCGAUGCCGGCCUGGACUCC
Tauraco erythrolophus (red-crested turaco) is the source of this 1938-nucleotide messenger RNA. The record is from RefSeq and is a predicted model, not a curated record. Lineage: Eukaryota; Metazoa; Chordata; Aves; Musophagiformes; Musophagidae.